AUGGCAGAAAACGCGCCGCCUGCGUCCUCGGGCAACCUCCCACCGCCUCCUCAGUCUUCUGCUGGCGCGCCAGGACAGGCCCAAUUCGACUCCGCCCAAAACAACGGCCAAGCUGGUCCUCACAUGCCUCAACCUCCUCCUUCACUACCGUCCGUUGUCAUUCCCCCAAACACAAAUCCCAUUCCAACUGCAAUCACCUCUCCAAUGUCGGGCAACAUGAUGUCGCCGACCAGCGCUGGUGGUUAUGUGCGUCGCGCUGCUCCUGAGCCAAACAAGAGAGCUCUUUAUGUCGGUGGCUUGGAUGGUCGAGUCACCGAGGACAUUCUGAAGCAGAUCUUUGAAACAACUGGCCAUGUGCAGAGUGUCAAAAUCAUCCCAGACAAGAAUUUCCAAAGCAAGGGACUCAACUAUGGAUUUGUCGAGUACGAUGACCCCGGUGCAGCUGAGAGAGCUAUGCAGACCUUGAAUGGCCGCCGCAUCCAUCAGUCGGAAAUUCGCGUCAACUGGGCCUAUCAAGCCAACAGCAACCAGAAGGAAGACACCUCCAACCACUUCCAUAUUUUUGUUGGUGACUUGAGCAACGAAGUCAACGACGAAGUCCUUUCCCAGGCCUUUUCCGCUUUUGGUUCAGUCUCGGAGGCGCGUGUGAUGUGGGACAUGAAAACCGGCCGCUCUCGAGGAUAUGGUUUUGUUGCUUUCCGCGAUUUCGACGAGGCCGAGAAAGCUCUCAAGUCUAUGGAUCGCGAAUGGUUGGGCUCUCGCGCUAUCCGUUGCAACUGGGCAAACCAAAAGGGACAGCCCUCGAUCUCACAGCAGCAGGCGAUGGCAGCCAUGGGCAUGAACCCUCCCACCCCGUUCGGCCAUCACCACUUCCCGACCCAUGGAAUCCAGAGCUAUGAUAUGGUUGCCGGCCAGACCCCUCAGUGGCAGACCACUUGCUACGUCGGUAACUUGACCCCUUACACGACCCAGAACGACCUCGUCCCCUUGUUCCAGAACUUUGGCUAUGUGGUCGAGACCCGCUUGCAAGCCGAUCGUGGUUUCGCCUUCCUCAAGAUGGACACCCACGAGAAUGCGGCCUUGGCUAUUUGCCAGCUCAACGGCUACCAAGUCAACGGCCGCCCUCUCAAGUGCAGCUGGGGUAAGGACCGUCCUCCCACCGGCCAGUUUGAUGGUUUCCAAGCCCAGCAAAACACUGGCGGACCCGGAUUCAAUGCUACUCCGUACUUUCCCCAGUAUGGCGGCCCAAUGAGCCCUCAAGGUCCCGCUCCCGCCGGCCGUGGCUGGGACCAGCAGGGUAACAACUUUGCUGGGGGCGCCGUGCCCGGACAAGGCUUCCAGGGGGGUCCAGCACCCGCCGCCGGCUACGGCCGCGGCCAGAACACCUCGGGCGGCAACUGGCAGCAACAACAACAGCAGCAGCAGCAGCCUCAACAGCCUCAGCCGGGCAAUGCUAACUUUGGCAACGGCUUUGGUCAGGGCGGCUACCAGGCCUGA
Molecule: messenger RNA, 1497 nt
Organism: Talaromyces rugulosus
Lineage: Eukaryota; Fungi; Ascomycota; Eurotiomycetes; Eurotiales; Trichocomaceae
Exons: 5
Coding region: 1-1497 (498 amino acids)
Molecular function (GO): RNA binding
Source: RefSeq, a predicted model, not a curated record